CUCAACCUGUUGCUUUUGCGGAAAGCUGUUUAUCUGCUCUGCAGUCAUUCCGGGCGACAACAGCAGGAAACAUGAGGCUGCUGCUGGCCUCACGGUAAUGACUGGAGUCAGGUAACCACCGGGCAGACCGACUCUAUUCCUCCUCGCGGACGGGGUUAGACACGAGGGGAGCGGCUUUCCGGGACGAUUUCACUUCGUUUUUAUCAAUGCCGCGACUUUCUCUCUGAAACAAACUUUACAGACUUUUUAAAAGUUCGAUAAACGUAGCAAGGUGUCGUCCGGUGUUUCUGUGACGAGCGUCGCUUUUGGGAGCUAGCUCAGUGCAGAGGCUACUCAGGUGUUCGCGGGGAAGUUUGUGUCGUAGUUUUUGGGACUUAAAAAUAUCAAGUGGCAGAGUUUGAACAGGUGCAGGAUGGAUGACGUGGACAAGUACAAACAGCGAAUGGAGGCCAUUGCUGAGAAGCGCCGGCUGCAGGAGGAGCAGGACAGAGCCAGGAGAGAGAUGGAGGAUGAGAAGCUCAGACUACAGCAGCUCAAGAGGAAGUCUCUGAGGGACCAGUGGUUGAUGGAGGGAGCUCCCUUGUCUGCAACCUCCCUGGACGCCCAGAGCCCUCGUUCCCCUCUGUGGGGCUCCCACGCCCAGGAGAUUGAAAAGCGCAUUGACAAGUUGCAGUCAGAGAAUCAGCGGUUGGCAGAGGAGGAAGAGAAGCUGAAGGAACAGAUGGAGGAUGGCCAAAUGGAGUCAGUGAAAGUGGCAGAGGCCAAAGCAGAAAUUGUCCAAGAUGCCGUUGUGCAGAACGGAGAAAACAAUGCAACAGGAUUAGAAAUAACUAAAGAUGAAGUGAAAACAAACCAAAGCCAUCUACUGGAUGAAACUGCAGCUGUCCUAACCAACGGCAGAGGAGACUUGCAGGCAAACACCAGUCACGAUGCUUCAGAGCAGAGUAAUCAGUCUACCACCAACGGACCAGUUGUACCCUCUGAAGGUGUUGUUAUCUUGAAGUUGGACCCGGGGUUGAGCCUGGGUGUUUCUGAGGCACAGCCUGGGCAGGUUCCAAAUGCCAACAUUAAUGAGGAGGAAGAAGAAGGCACUCUGGUGAUGAGAGCAGAAUGUAUAUUCAUCACAGAUGAAGGGGAUGAUGUACCUGAGGAUCGCACACCCCAGGAAGAUCAGCAGGAGACCAUGCAGUUAGAGGAAACCCCUCUGCCGAAUCCAGAAGCAGGCAAAGAGGGAGUGGAGGCUGUGGAGGAGGUAGUAAAAACAGAAGCAACUCCAGAAUCUUUCACGCAACCAGAGAAGAGUGAGGCAACUGAACCCGCUGCACAGGCACAACCACCUACUGGCGAUGGAGACAUGCAGGAUGGCGUAAAGACAAACAAAAAUGAAGAUGGACAGACAGAUGCUGAAGGACAGGACAAACAAUCAGAAGAUCCGACCUCUGUGCAGGUGCAGUCCCAAGCCAGUGCUCUAGAGGGCACUACAGUGGCUCCGGUGCCAUUCUACCCUGAGGUGCGAUCCUCUGCUCUCACCUCCAAGCUAGAGGUUGUGGCUGAAUCUGCAACUACACCAGAAGGAGCUGAGGCAGCAUUAAAAGCCGAGGACCCUGCCACUCUGCCUGACCAGUUCCAGGAGGUGCCCCUGGCUGAUCCCCAGGAGAACCAGAGAACAGAGGCAGGGUCGUGGGAGCAGGAACCCCUUCUGUCGCAGGCCAAAGCCCCCGACACCCAAGCAGAGCCAGCUGCAGCUAACAGCCCAGCCGGCACAGAGACACACAGUCCGGCCAGGGCUAACCAGGGAGAAGAGACUGGGGCACCCAAACGCAAAACCUGCCGGUGCUGCUCUGUCAUGUAAAUGCCCUCUCUGUACAUUUAUUUUCUCACUCCCUCUGUAGUCUGUCUCUCUGCUGUUCAAUUCAUAACACACUCCUUCCCUUGUUUUUGUUUUAUGCACCCAUACUUUUUUAAAUCAGAAUGUCCACAAGCUACUUCCCUUUCCUCCCCUAACUUGUGCCCUCAUUCCUUGUAUUCAUCUUGAAACUUCCUCAUCCCACUCUUCAGUUUUGAUACUCCAAGAGGAAGUGAGUGCUCUCCAACCUGAAGACAGGGGUGGUAAUGACUGGAUUUGUGUUUAAAUGCCUUGAGGAGCUCUCUACUAAGCACUACACUUUCAAAUUCUCUUCACACACUGUUUGAGUUUUAUUUUCCUGGUUAGCAGAUGAGCCUCUAUAUAGCAUCAUAAAACCCACAUGUUAGAUGCUGUUAAGCAAAAAACAAACUAAAGAUGUAUAAUUUUAAACUGUUGUAUCUACAUGUAUAAUUCAUUGCGUAAUUUUUCAUAAUCUAAAUAUGAGAUUUAACUGGAUAAGUCUGGAGAGGUUCAGAAAGGAUAUUGUUCUAAUUUAAUGGUUUUAAUGCUGAAUUAUUUUAUUGAUUUUGGUCUUUUAUUAUUUUUUAGAGAGAUUUUUAAUCCAAGUAUAGGGCCUGAACAUUCUUCGCUCUGUAAUACAGGUUUUGACAAUACUCAGACUAAUAGUAUGAAAUGGUUUAAUUUAUAAACAACAGCGUGCACCGCUGAAUAUUUUGUGGGCCGUUGUCAGUUUUAAAAGUGAAAUUAUUUUGAAAUACUUGAAAGUAUGAAUUUUGUAUUUUUAUUACCAGAUGUGCGUUUGAAGAGAGGCUCCAGAGCUCCUGACAUAGCUUUGUGCAAGGAUGUAUAUACUCUAUACAGAAACAUGUGGAACUGAGAGUGUCAGCUUUGAAAUGAUUGCUGAAUGGUUUAAUGAUUAAACUGAUCUUUGGAUACAUUGCUUGAUGUUCAUCCAGAAUUUCAGUGGAUUUGUCCCAAAACCACAACAUUGCUUCAUGCAAAAGAAACACACUGGAUAAUGUUUAACCAUGUGUUUCAUAAUAUUAUUUCUUUCUUAUUAUUAUUCCUUAAUCAGAGACAACUAGUUUAGGACAGCUGUUUGUCAUAAUCUCUCCUAGCACACUUCAGAGAAUUGGAGUGGGAGUAUACAGUCCCCCUCAGAAAGCUGCUAUUUCUCUAUCCAUACAGCUUUGGUUGUUGUAAAUAUUCACCUGAAGGGAACUAACAGGAUCUAUCUAUGAGGGAUUCUGCAAAAAGAGCAGGGUCACAGGGACUGAGCGCAUGAGAUGUUGUCCCCCACUUAUGCAAGUACAUGGAGCUUGUCAGUUCCCAGCAGUGUCUCUGAUGAAAGGGGUGCUGCAGUGGGCCCUGUAACUGUGAAAAUAAGUCCUGCUGAGCUGAUAGCUCCCAGGGGGUCCUGUCCAACAACAAUGGGAAUUCAGAGAAUCAUCGCAUGAGGAGCCAGGACCUCUCUAAACUAGACAGGAGGUGGAUACUCAUCAUGUUAUUUUUUCAUAUUUUCAAUUCUUCAUAAUACAAUUUCUAAAACUAUGAGAACGCAAGAACUGGAUUUUGCUGUUUUUAUUCACAGAUAAGAUUUGUUGAAGCAUUCUCUGUUUAAUGCUUCAAUUAUCAUUAAUUGAAGACUAUUUAAAAACGUUAUGUGCAUAUAAAACCCACGUCUCAAAAAGAAAAAGUCAGAUUAAUCUAGCAUUUCUGCUGCUCGGGGAAGAGCAAAAAGAUACUGAGAUCAUAAAGUUCAUAGCCUGUAGGGAGGUAUACACUCUUAAUUCCUUUGAUCAACCAAACAGAUAAAUACUUGCAAUAUGUAUACUGACUGUAAGUUUAACAGUAGAUGUAUGAUUCUCUACAGUGCGUCAGUAAUGAAUCUAAAGGGGCAGAUUGUGUGUACUGUUGCAAAGAUGAUCCUGCUGUUUUGGCUGGAGAUUAACAUUGGUUCACAUCUCAGAUUUAUUCCACUAAAAAUGUAAAACAAUGUCAGAUAUUGCUAAACUGGAACUUUCUGAUACUAUUUUCACCAUGAAACAAUAAUUUCAGUUCAAAACUACAGUGCGAAUGAGACUAGGUAGAAAUAUCCUCAGAGGCAGGCAUCCAGUUUUAUAGGGAUUUCAACAAACACAAUACAUAUGUUGAAGUUGUAGCUCUGAAACUGAGCCAAUAAGAUUAUUUUCUGCUAUUUACAAUAUGAGUUACAGUGAACUCACUACAAUAUUACAUGUGCGAUUGAGAAGAGUGUAAAUAAUCAGGAAUCACAGUAUUCAAUUAAUUCUUAUUUUACCAUCACAGAGAGGUGGACUCUGCUCGGUAUUGUGAAACUGGACUUUUCUGAUGCAGCUAUAAAGCCAGACAAACCGCUAUACUGGCACCACUUUCAGACAGACACUGCAGUGCCACUGAGUCUGUCAUAUGACUUCAACAUACGGAGACAUGUUUGCUGUGUGUGCCAUCGCUCUCCUCUGCUUGAUGUCUGUGAGCCAUUCAGCUCCUCUGGACUGCAAAGAUGUGGUCCGGCCUUUGGAAAAACUGGAUCCUCAUCAUUUGGAGGGCAGAUGGGCUUUGGUUGCAGAGAGUGUGAAAAUCAUUGAAGCUCCAGAGCCUAUUAAACCAAGCAGCAGCAUAAGUAUUGAUUUCUACAACUCAACGUACACCCAAGCCAAUCGUCAUGGUGACUGGUGCCAGUAUUCUUCCCGGAACAUCUCACUAGAAGGCAAUAACUUUAACUUUAAGGUUGGACAGAGCUUUAACUUCAGUGGGACCUUCUUCCAUACGUCAUGUGCAGACUGUGUGGUGUUCAGCUUUGCCGUGCAGUCACCAAUUUAUAAGACAGAGGAAUUUCUGCUAUUCAGUAAAAGGAGGGAGGUGGACCAGAAGGAGAUGAGGGAGUUCAUCACUCAGGUGGAGUGUCUGAAGAUGCCUGAACAUGUUGUAAUGGAUCCUACCGUGGCGCUUUGUCCAGUCCGCCCCCACCAAGACAGCUCAGACUGAGGAGAAAACAGAGAAUCCAAAGGCUUAGGAGACUUUGGUACAUGAUAUCUGUUCACAGUUUGAAUAAAAUGUAUGUUGAUAUAAA
This is a messenger RNA of Siniperca chuatsi (mandarin fish), 4958 nucleotides long. Its product is annotated as paralemmin-3-like. The record is from RefSeq and is a predicted model, not a curated record. The transcript is spliced from 9 exons. The coding region runs from base 413 to 1852 and encodes 479 amino acids. Gene Ontology annotation, biological process: regulation of cell shape. Lineage: Eukaryota; Metazoa; Chordata; Actinopteri; Centrarchiformes; Sinipercidae. Gene Ontology annotation, cellular component: membrane.